ACAUGCCAUAUGAGCACCUGUUUCUACUAAUUGAAGAACAUGGGAAACUUCCACUGGAUCUUAAAGAAAUAAUCAUAUCCAGGCUUCAGAUGGAACUUUCUAAAGUUUGCCCGAGCAUCAGCAGGUUGGCAAACAGCAAUGAGGUUCUCUGUCGAAGACCUUCAGUGGAGGAGCAUCUAAGUUCAGAAAGUGCGAAAAAUAUUGCAAAUAAAAUGCCUUUUGCAAAAAAUGUGUUCAUUCAGUUGGCAAAAAGACAACAUAAAUAUGCUGAAAGUGGCAACAGUUUUAUCUUGGAAAACAAACCAGAAUUGCAUCUAGAAACAAGUGAGAUGAAGAAACUGUGUAAAUGUGGUGACUAUAAAAAGAAUUUCACACAUACUAAUACCUUUGCAACUUACUUCCAGGAUCACACCAGGAAGAGACUGAAGUAUAGUGUUCAUUCUUAUAAAAGUUCCAGACUGUUUGGAUGGAUUAAAAGAAGGGAGAGACUGUAUGAUUGUAAAGAAGCCUGUCAGAAAAUUUGCACUGAAAAUAAAACGUGUAAAUGUGGCAGAUGUGAAAUGAGCAUCAAACAGAAACGUGAAUUGAUGGAGCAUAAGAAGAUCCGUACUGGAAAUGAUGGUUCUGUUCAUACAACAGAAUUAAGAAACCCUAAGCAUUUGGAGAAAAUGAGAAGGAAAAUGCGCCUCAGACAUCCAACAUGCAAUAGUGGUGGUGUUACACUGAUGAGUAGCCUGACAUUCCACAAGGAAGGCCACGCUGCAAAGAAACCCCGUAAAUGUGGCUCAUGUGACAUGAGUUUUACACAGAAGAGCAGUCUUGCAGUUCAUGAGAGAAUCCAUAUGGGGGUCAAGCCUUAUGAAGAGAGUUUUACAUGGAAAGACAACUUAUUUGCUCAUGAGGCGCUCCAUGCUAGAGUAUAUCAUUAUAAAUGUUCAACGUUUGGCAAGAGUUUUACACAGAAACACAACCACAGAGUUCAUAAGAAAAGGCACACAGGAGAGCUGCUGUAUAAAUGUGCAACUUGUUGCAAGAGUUUUACCAAAAAGAGCAGACUGACAGUUCAUGAGAGAAUACACACCGGUGAAAAACCUUAUACAUGUACAACAUGUGGAAAGAGUUUUAGACAGAAGGGCAGCUUAAUGACCCACAGGAAACACCACACAGGAGAGCAGCCAUAUAAAUGUGGAACAUGUGACAAGGGUUUCAUAUUCAAGAACAGUCUCCUAAUUCAUGAAAGAGCACACAAGGGGGAGAAGCCUUAUACUUGUGCAAUAUGUGACAAGAGUUUUACAGAGAAGAACAACUUAAUGAGCCAUGAGAGGCUACACACAGGACAGCAGCUUUAUAAGUGUGUAACAUGUAACAAGAAUUUUACAAAGAAGAGCAAUCUCACAGUUCAUGAGAGAAUACACACGGGGGAGAAGCCUUAUAAAUGUGCAACAUGUAGCAAGAGUUUCACUAAAAAGAGCACACUCACAGGUCAUGAAAAAAUGCACAUAGGGGGGAAGCCUUAUAAAUGUGCAGCAUGUGGCAAGUGUUUCACACGGAAGUAUACCUUAUUGGACCAUGAGAAGCUCCACACUGGAGAGAUGUUGUAUAAAUGUGGAAUAUGUAGCAAGAGUUUCACCAAAAUGAACAAACUAACAGUUCAUGAGAGAGUACACACAGGUGAAAAGCCUUAUAAAUGUGCAACAUGUAGCAAGAGUUUCACCAAAAAGGAAACACUCUCAGUUCAUGAGAAAAUGCACACAGGAGAGAAGCCUCACAAAUGUACAGCAUGUGGCAAGAGGUUUACAGCAAAACUAUUUCUUACAUGCCAUGAGAGAAUCCACACAGGUGAGAAGCCUUAUACUUGUACAAUAUGUGGAAAGAGUUAUACACAGAAAGGUAGCUUAAUGACCCAUGGAAAAAUCCACACAGGAGAACAGCCAUUUAAAUGUGCAACAUGUGGCAAGAGUUUCACAUUGAAGAGCUGUCUCAAAGUUCAUGACAGAACACAUACGGGGGAGAGGCCAUUUAUAUGUGCAAUAUGUGGCAAGUGUUUUGCAUGGAAGAACAGCUUAAUGAGGCAUCAGAAGCUCCAUGACUAUUUUGUGUAUCUUUUUGCAAAGUGUGAUAUACUUGUGGCUGAAGGUCUGUAUACUGAAAGGCACAUUAAUGUGGCAAGAGAUCAAAUCAUUGCCUUCUUUAAAUUAUUUGUUUCUCGUCUCUAUUUCAUGAAACAUUAUUUUAAGAUUCAGUUUUCUACAAAACAGCUUCAGAUCAGUGAUGGCAUUGAUAAUGUUGCUUCUAUUAUGUGGAAUAAAGAACUCCUAACACUUGACAAUAGUAUCAAGGAAGAUUCUGAAUUUGUUAGAUACAAAUAUGAGUAUUCUAGAAUUUUUUCUAGUAUUGAUGCCACUAUUAUUAAAUUGAUUAACAACAAAAAAAAGAAGAUUAAUAGAGAUAUUCAAGAAUAUAGGGGUAACAAAGCUUAUCCCCGACCUCCCAUAUUUUUUAAUAAACUACAAGGUGGUACGGUGCCAAGGAACACUGAAGGAGAACUAUUGAAUAUAGUGGAUGCUCAGCCUAAUUUACAGUUGGACAAUUACGAAGACGAACCCGUGACCCUUCGUCGGAGUGAAAGGCUUCUUAGUAACUCUAACAAGUCUGUUAAUACGAACUUUAACAGAGUUGGGUUUUCCCAGAAACAAGAAAGCCAACAAGGCGAAUGGACAGGGCAAGAAUUACCAGGGCAAUUACAGGAAUCGGAGCUCACAACGCAGGAGAUGAUAGACCAUUUUUCUGAUCCACUGGUUCUUAUUGACUCCAAAGGGGACUUUAAAAUUUAUAACUACACGUCCUUUGUUAUUGACCCUGAGUUAGUUGAGUUCUUUUCUAAGGGCUUAACUUUUGUCCCGGAUACACGUUUGGACUUGGUGAGGACAAUUAUUGACCUUAAACUAUUUAUUAGAAAACUGAAUUUAAAGCUAUUGAUGGGUAAUGAUACAAUUGCAUCCAGUUCACUUAGGGUUCCUAGUGUUUAUAAUCCACCUUUGCAUGAAACCUUACGCCUCUUUGAAAAAAUGUGUGAGUUUGAUUUAAGGGCUCUUGAAUCUGAGAAGCUUUUUCAUAGGCGACCUGCUAACAUCACCAAACACCAGCGUGAAUUUCUGGGUUUACUGAAAAAUUGGUACAAUAUCUCAAAUGAGCACCUAUUUUUGCUGCUUGAAAAACAUGGGGAACUUGUACCAGAUGUUAAGGAAUGUGUUAUGGCCAGGCUUCAGCAGGACCUUUGUGAAGACUUCCCCAGCAUGAGGUUGGCAGACUACAGUGGGAUUUGCUGUCAGAGGCAGGACCAUCUGAACUCCGAAGAUGACAAAUAUGCCACUGAUGAAAAGUUAUUUUCAAAACAUGGGGUUGUUCUGAGAAAUGGACAGCAUGAUUGUGUUGAAAAUGGCAAGAGUCUUGGCCAGAAAAAUGAAACCAUGAUGCAUUCUAAUGCGAUGAAGAAACUAUGCAGAUGUGGCACAUAUAAAAUUAAUUCUACAUGUUAUGGUACAGUCAUAAAAUGUUGUCAAGCUGAUAACAGGGAGAAAAGUAAGAUUAAGGUCCAUUCAUACCACAUUAUUAAAAAUUCCAGAACUCUUGAAGGAAACAAAAGAAGGGAGAAGCACAAGGAGUGUUUUGUAGUAUGUCAAAAAACUUGUGCUAAAAAAAAAUCUUACAGAUGUUUCAAAUGCAGAAAGGGCUUCAUACACAAGUGUCAACUGAUGAGACACAAGAAAAUCCAUAGUGGGGAAAAAACAAAAGACUUGAUGAAAUUAAACCACGUGAAAAAUGUGUAUAAGUGUGUUACAUGUGACAAGUGUUUCACGACAAAGCACAACCUCAAAGUCCAUAAGGCAGUACAUAAAAGAAAAAAAACCUACAGGUGCUCAACAUGUGAAGAGAGCUUUACAAAAAAGCAUUCCUUGAUAAUUCAUGAGAAAAGCCAUGGUGGGAAGAAGCCAUACAAGUGUGCAACAUGUGGCAAAAAUUAUGCACACAAAGGAUCCCUUACUGUUCAUCAGAAAAUUCAUGGCGGAGAGAAGCCGUAUAAAUGUGCAACAUGUGGCAAGGGUUUCAUACGGAGAUAUAUAAUUGCAAUACAUGAAAAAAUCCACAGUGGGAAUAUGCCAUACAAGUGUAAAAUAUGCAACAAGAGUUUCAUGCAGAGGAAUCAUCUUACAGACCAUGAGAGAAUACACACAGGGGAGAAGCCUUUUAAAUGUGCAACAUGUGACAAGAGCUUCAUUCAGAAGAAUCAGCUAACAGUCCAUGAAAGAAUACACACUGGGGAGAAGCCAUACAAGUGUUCAGCUUGUGACAAGAGUUUCACACAAAAGUAUCAACUCACUGUUCAUGAGAGAAUCCACAAAGGGGAGAAACCAUACAAGUGUGCAACAUGUGAUCAGAGUUUCAGAGUCAAGCAUCAGCUCACAGUCCAUAAGAGAAUUCACACAAGGGAAAAACCCUAUAAAUGCACAGAAUGCGACCAGAGCUUUGCAACAAAGCAUCAACUUACAGCACAUGGUGGAAUUCAUAGUAAGGAGAAACCAUAUAAAUGUGAAAUAUGUUCCAAGAAUUUUACUCUGAAGAGCUAUCUCACAUCCCAUGAAAAAAUUCAUACUGGUGAUAGACCACAUAAAUGUACAACAUGUGGCAAAAGUUUUCUCACCAAGCGCUAUCUCAAAUGCCAUGAGAGAACCCACACUGAUGACAAAGUGUUACAUUGGGGAUUAUACAAACAGUACAAUAUACAGGUAGUUGAGGAACAGUGGGAACGUGAACCCGAAAGAAUUACUAAAAAUGAGGGACUAACCUCUUGGGAUUAUAUCAUGCCAGCAGUCAAGGAAGAAGCAAGAGAAGCAUAUACUGUAGUUGAGGAAAAAGACAAAAGUAGCACUGAUUAUUGAAAUAAAGUAAACCUAGGAACUACAUCAUCUUGCAUACUGAUAGACCUUUACAAAAUAUCAAGACAUGCAAGCAGAAACUGAAGGAAUGUGGAAGACAACUAAGAUAGUUCCAGCAGUAGGAAGAGCAGCAGGGCUAUACAGUAUAGGUAACACUGUAUGAACUACAGCAGGAAGCAAUUCUGGGUACAUUAUAGGUGGUGAGAAGAACACUCUUGGCAAAUAACACAGAUUGACCCAGUACUGAUUUCAUGAACUUCUAAUUAUACCCUGAUUUGGGAAUGGGAUCCAUUCCUGUCAGAAUAUUAACCCCCCCCAAACAUUUGGAAAAUUUUAAAAAGGGAGAAAAGGAAAAGAUAAAUGGAGUAGAGUUUUACAGAUAAGAGGGAAGAAAGGCAAUAAUAAAAGAAGUAACACGAUUAAUGCAUUCUGGAAAAAUAUUGGAAAGGACUCUUUCAACCAGAAUAAGUAUGCGGAGUGGAUAGAAAAGGUAAAAAGUUAUAAAAUGGGGGAAAUGGCACAAGCUGAAGUUACUCCUAGUGUAGGGGUGACAGGCCUCGGUAUUGCUAAAUGAUUCUGCAUGCUUCUUUUAGUACACCUGUCAUUACCAUGAUUCAUAGACAAGGAUUGCGCUAAUGGCAGGGAGAUGCAAAAGAAAGGCAGUAUCUUUGAAUUAUGCACUGUGUACUUUAAAAUCACAGACUGAAUCAUUGUGUAACAUAACAGCACAGCAGGGACUAGCCACUGGUCGAGGUAUGAUGAGCCUAACAUACCCUGCUCUGUAGUUUGUCUCUAAUCUGGCAUGCUGCACUGCCAUGCCACACUCAGAUUCCUAAAACUUUGUCAUUCAUCAGAUAUGACAUCAGAGAUGGGGACAUUGUUGUGGUGUUGUGAUAAGGGGAUUUAGUGCACUGAGAACUACCAGUGGUGGAGGCUGAGCAGCGACACUGUUGGGGAUGAAUGAGAACAGUGUUUUUGUGAUACCAGGAUUGCCUGCACCAUGGUAAACUCCAUUGCAAGUAGAGUUUUCCUACUGUACAAAAGUUUUUUUUUAAACAUUCAUGGAUGUUGUUGUCUAGCUGCAUAUGCAGAGGAAGGACAAUUAAUUCAAUCAGAAUCACUAUACCAGCUGUAGGUAUGUGGUUGUAGUCCCUAACAUUAUGCAACUGGGGCCAGCCUAUACACAGUUGUAGUGUGGCUGAGUCUUGUAUAUUCUUGCAGGGGGUGGGAGAGGGGCUGGUUAAUUGCAUGUUUGAUCGAUUGCGAGACCACUGUGGUUACACAGUGGUUUAAAUCCAAGUGCAGUGUCUUACCCCAUUGUGUAGCAGUCUUUAUGAUUUGUAUGCUGUGUUAGUAUUCUGUUGCAUUCCAACCCUACUUUAUUGCACAAUAUUCAUGAAUCCUGUCUAAAGGCUGCCAACUAGAAAACCCUGAGUCAAGCUAUAGCACAUAGCUUCUGCCUAAAAGCACUAACUUCUGUGCACCAUUAUUUAGCCUUAAGUAAAAACCACUGAAAUGAUAAUAGCCUGCUUAGCAAUGGAGAGAACUACACUUCUUAAAAGCGAAUGUGCAAACCUUUCUAAUUGCUGUUUGGUUACUUGCUUUUUGGCAUUGUUUAUAGGUAGAUAUUAGGCUGUCUAAGAACCAUUUUAAGCCUAGCCAAGCUUACCCCCAAUUUAACAGUGUUACUGGAGUGUCAAGGAAUUUUAUGGUCACAAUGUAGGCUUAUACACAUCAAGCAUUUACAGUCUAUCCGUGGCCAUUAUGGACAUAGGUGCCAAACCAGGAGUAAAUUUGCAACUUCCCAUCCAUUGGUCCAAGUGUUUAAACAGAGUUAGGGAUGAGCUUUGUUUCACAUGUAUAUGAAGCCUCUUUCAGAGAAGAGGCAAUCUUUGAGAAACAUACCUUUUCCUUCACUAUGUUCUGUUUAUGUCGCAGAUGAGGUUUUAGGUCCUUAGAACAGGUAUUUCUGAUGCUGUUUUUGUGGUUGUGCUAACUGUGUAACUUCAGGGACACACAACAACAUACCUAGCUGGUGUAGAAUUUGAGUUGCACAUAGGGAUUGCAUAUACACUCUGCAGUCAUGCAACUGAAACUUCAAUCAUAACAACAGAACAGAAAGGUAAGAAGAGAAAAUUGGGGUUCAAAAGGAUAAUCUUUACUAAACAAAACCAUAAUGAGGAGCCAUUACAAGGGCCAGAACCUUAGUAUGGCAGCGUUAGAUUACAAAAAAAAGAUCUCACUUAACAGCAUUUUGUUUUUAAAUCCAGAUUACUUGCAUAUGUAUGAUUCAUGACAGUUAGGAAAAGUGACAAAACUUUUACAACUAAACGUGUGAUGCUAAUACUACUACUCCAGCAGGGUUAAAUAUUCCUAUGUGAUUCCUAAUUAUUUGUGCGUAGUCCAUUAAGGUAUUUACUCAACAGAUGAGAUUGUGGAUGCAGCUUGAAUACAGGAAAACAGCCAUCAAAUGGCAUUCUACUUACUAGAUGUAGAUGAUUUUAAGACUGUAUAGUUAAUUUAACAAACGUUUAAAUGUACAGCUGCAAGUAAUUAAAUCUUUUUUAGAUGAAAUAACAUUGAUAUUAGGCCUUGAUAAGUCUGUGAAAGCAAGAUUUAUGGCUAGAUUUAAAAUGAGAAAGAUGUUCUUCGUGUUUCACUGUUGCAGUCAUCACACUUGGGUUAUCUGCCUGCAAGCCCAAA
This is a messenger RNA of Protopterus annectens (West African lungfish), 7640 nucleotides long. Its product is annotated as zinc finger protein 850-like. The record is from RefSeq and is a predicted model, not a curated record. Gene Ontology annotation, biological process: regulation of transcription by RNA polymerase II. The coding region runs from base 3 to 4940 and encodes 1645 amino acids. Lineage: Eukaryota; Metazoa; Chordata; Ceratodontiformes; Protopteridae. The transcript has 10 exons. Gene Ontology annotation, molecular function: RNA polymerase II cis-regulatory region sequence-specific DNA binding; DNA-binding transcription factor activity.